CUCGGACGAUAUAUCAAUAACAGCCGAGAUUGUAGAGUAGCCGGAAUUUCCAACAGUCAGCUGGGGAGAAGACUCGAAAACACAAGAAAAACAAGGAUAUUUCAAGUUUUCUUUGAGAUUGUGACAGUAGGUGAUUGUGAGAGCCAGGGGAGAAGAAAGGAGACAAUAGAGAGAACAGGAAAAAAGUUAAAAAUAGAGACAGACAGACAGACAGACAGACAGAGACAAGGUGUGAGGAAGAGAGACAAAUAUAAAAAAAAGAGAGAAAGAAAGCAACAAAGAGACUGAGAGUAGAGAAGGGAGAAUGAUAAAGUAAGAGACAUUGAGAAUAGAGAGCAAUAAAGAGUGGAAGUGAAAGAAAGGAAAGAAAACAGUAAGAGAAGGAAAGAGACAGAAAACACAUACAAGAAGAAAUGAGCAAUAGAGAGUUUUGAUAAUAAAGAAUAAGAAAGAAACAGAAAUAAGGAGUAUAAGGAAUAAAUAGAAAGUAAAAGUCAAGAAGAAAAAAUAGAAAUUAAGGGAAUAAGAAAGAAGAAAGUUAAGAAAGCAAAAGGUUAAAAAUAAAAUAGAAGUGAGGAAGUGAAAAUAAAAGAAAGGGAAAAGGGAAAAAAACAAAGGAGAUAAAUGAAAAUGUAAAGAGUGGAAGUAAGGAAGAAAGAAUAAAAGAAAGGGAAUAAGAGGAAAAAAGAUAAGAAAACAAAGUAGAAAUAAGGAAGAAAAAAUAGAAAUAAGAUAGAAAAACAGAGAAAAGGAGAUAAAAAAAGAACUAGAGAGUGGAAGUAAAAAAGAGGGAAUAAAAGAAAGGGAAUAAGAGAAAGAAAGAUAACAAAGAAACAUGGAUUAUACACCCUAUCAAAUUAUUAUGGCUUUUGUUAUUGCUUUCCUUGCCUUCUGGUUCUAUAUUAUCCAUGCUGAGUGAGAAGAAGUAACAACAGGUGAAGGACUGGUGAGGCCGAAGGACAGCAGAGGAAUCAACUAGGAAGAAAAGGAGGAUCAGAACCCACAAGGGGGAGCCAAAGAGGAUCAGAACACACAAGGAGGAGCUAAAGAGUAUCGGAGCCCAAGAUGUCGACACCAGACAGCUCUGUAGUGACGGCAAAAGAGACGUUUCAGAUAUUGAUGGAGAUGUCGAAGCUUCUUAACACAAGACUGGACGAGACGACCCUGGCUCUGUGUGUGCGUCUGUGUGACAACGGCGCCAACCCAGAGUCCCUGGCGAAGGUGGUGAAUGAGCUGAUGAGGGUCAAGAAUGAGAUGAACGUCACAAACACCACACAGGGGAGGGGCGGGACUGGCACUUAAGAGAUUUCCCUGCCUUGAUGAUUACCUGUGUCUCUCUUGGUGGGUGUUCAGAGGGGCAGAGUGGCGGGGUGACAGCAUGGGUAGUUUUGUGUGUGUUUUUAAUUUUUUCUCUUGUUUCUGGUUGUCACCUUAGGAAAUGAAGGGGAAUGUAUGAAAGGAUGAGAAAAGAUAAGUUUUUUUCUCUUCCUGGUCAUCAACUUGGGAAAUGAAAAGAAAUGUAGAAAUAAAAAAAGUGAUAUUU
Molecule: messenger RNA, 1543 nt
Organism: Scylla paramamosain (green mud crab)
Lineage: Eukaryota; Metazoa; Arthropoda; Malacostraca; Decapoda; Portunidae
Product: mitotic-spindle organizing protein 1-like
Exons: 4
Coding region: 1066-1302 (78 amino acids)
Biological process (GO): gamma-tubulin complex localization; mitotic spindle assembly; microtubule nucleation by interphase microtubule organizing center
Cellular component (GO): gamma-tubulin ring complex; spindle; interphase microtubule organizing center
Source: RefSeq, a predicted model, not a curated record